CAAACAAAUACCAUUUCCUCCUGUCUUUUAGGAGUUCUUCUCUGGCUUUUAACACAUCAUUUGAACUUUAAGAUCAACAUCAUUUCUAUGAAAAGCUUGACCUAAAUUUUUCUCAUGGAUUUAGUGCUGUUGCUUGGAUACUCCUGACAGGUGUUGGUAUCUGUUGCCAAAUACUGAGAGAGAAGCCGGCUCCAACUGAUCACCAUAAAAGCUUUCCCAGCCCUCACUUGGCCUCCCAGAAGAAGCAGAGCGACCUGAUCAGCAUGCUGAAGAGCACAGAAGCUGUCGCCUGAGCAAAGGGAGGCGGUCUGAUACAGUGACUGCCAAAAGCCACAGUGACCUGCGCACAGGGAAGGACCUGGUGUGUGCCUGGAUCCCGGAGUCACAGCCCUGUUGCAGCUUGGAAGGCUCCCUGUCACCGGAGAGGCCCCCAGGGAAUGACAGCAUGUCGGCGCUCUGGCUGUGGUCUGGCCUGCUGCUCCUGCUGGCUUUUCUCUGCCCUCCCAGUUCAUCGUGCGGCCUUUCGACACACAUAGAGAUAGGACACAGAGCUCUGGAGUUUCUUCAGCUCCCACGUGGGCAUGUUAACUACGAAGAGCUGUUAAAAGAACACCAAGAUGCAUAUCAGGCUGGAUCUGUGUUUCCUGAUGCUUUUUACCCCAGCUUCUGCAAAUCAGGAAAAUUCCACGAUGUGUCUGAGAGCACACACUGGACACCGUUCCUCAAUGCAAGCAUCCAUUACAUCCGGGAGAACUUUCCUCUUCCCUGGGAGAAAAACACCGAGAAGCUGGUGGCCUUCUUGUUUGGAAUUACCUCUCACAUGGUGGCAGAUGUGAGCUGGCACAGCCUGGACAUCGAGCAGGGCUUCCUCAGGACCAUGGCAGCCAUUGAUUUUCAUGGCUCCUAUCCUGACGCCCAUUCAGCUGGUGAUUUUGGAGGAGACGUGGUGAGCCAGUUUGAAUUUAAUUUGAACUACCUUGCUCGGCGCUGGUAUGUACCUGUCAAAGAUCUUGUGGGGAUAUACGAGAAACUCUAUGGCCAGAAAGUCAUUACUGAAAAUGUCAUUGUUGACUGUUCCUACCUUCAGUUCUUGGAAAUGUAUGGAGAGAUGUUAGCUGUUUCCAAGCUGUAUUCCACCUACUCCACAAAGUCCCCGUUUUUGGUGGAACAUUUCCAAGAGUAUUUCCUUGGAGGACUGGAUGAUAUGGCGUUCUGGUCCACCAAUAUCUACCGCCUGACGAGCUUCAUGCUAGAGAAUGGUACCAGCAACUGUGACCUCCCCAAGAACCCCCUGUUCAUCGCGUGUGGCGGCCAGCGAAACAACAGCCAGAGCUCAAAAGUGCAGAAAAAUGGUUUCUAUAGGAAUUUGACUGCAUCUGUAAUCAAGCACACUGGAAAAAAUAUAAACUAUACAGAAAGAGGCGUGUUCUAUCACGUGGAUUCCUGGACUCCGGAUUCCGUAACCUUCGUGUACCAGAAUUUGGAAAGGAACCUACGGACCAUGCUUAUGGGCAGCUCCGAGAACUCCCUGAAGCAUAUCUCCAGGCCCUCCGGAUCAUACUACGUGUCCCUGCCCUAUGCCAGGCUUGGUUGGGCCAUGGCUUCAGCGGACCUCAACCAGGAUGGGCACGGUGACCUUGUGGUGGGGGCACCGGGCUACAGUCGCCCCGGGCACUUCCAGGUUGGGCGCGUGUACCUGAUCUACGGCAGCGACCAGGGCCUGCCACCCAUCGACCUGGACCUGGACAAGGAGGCGCAUAGGGUCCUGGAGGGCACCCAGCCCUCAGGUCGCUUUGGCUCGGCUGUGGCUGUGCUGGACUUUAACAAGGACGGGGCUCCUGAUCUGGCCGUGGGAGCACCCUCUGUGGGCUCCGAGCAGCUCACGUACAAAGGCGCGGUGUACAUCUACUUUGGUUCCAAAGGAGGAAGACUAUCUUCUUUCCCUGACAUCACCGUCUCCUGCCAGGAUGUGUACUGUAACUUAGGCUGGACACUCCUGGCUGCAGAUGUGAGUGGAGACAGCGAACCGGACCUGCUGAUUGGCUCUCCUUUUGCACCGGGUGGAGGGAAGCAAAAAGGCAUGGUGGCUGCAUUUUAUUCUGGCUCCCACCGGAGUAACAAAGGAGAGCUGAGCGUAGAGGUGGCUGACUGGCUGGUAAGAGGCAAGGAGGACUUCGCCUGGUUUGGCUAUUCCAUGCACGGCGUCACGGUGAAUGGCAGCACCUUGCUGCUGGUGGGAAGCCCGACCUGGCAGAAUGUCAGCAGGCUGGGCCACUCGCUUCACAGGCACAAGGACACCCAGAGCCUUGGCAAGGUGUACGGCUACUUCCCACCCAGCUCCCAAAGUGGGUUUGUCAUUUCUGGGGACAAGGCAAUGGGGAAACUGGGCUCUUCCCUGUCAAGUGGCCACGUCAUGAUGAAUGGGACCUUGACACAAGUGCUGCUGGUUGGGGCCCCAACUCGAGAUGACAGGUCCAAGAUGGCUUUCCUGACCAUGACCCUGCACCAAGGAGGGAACACACGGGUAUACCAGCUGCUGCCGGAUGUGCCACCUGCCCUGCUCAGCACCUUCAGCGGGGACCGCCGCUUCUCCCGCUUUGGCGGAGUCCUGCACCUCAGCGACCUGGACAAUGAUGGCGUGGACGAAAUUAUAACGGCAGCUCCACUGAGGAUCACAGAUGUAACCUCUGGUCUGCUCGGGGGAGAAGAUGGGCGAGUUUACAUAUACAACGGCCAACACAUCUCCCUUGGUGACAUGACAGGCAAAUGCAAAUCAUGGAUAACUCCAUGUCCAGAAGAAAAGGCCCAAUAUGUACUAAUCUCUCCUGAAGCAAGCUCAAGGUUUGGGAGUUCCCUGAUCUCUGUGAGGUCAAAGGAGAAGAACCAAGUUGUCGUUGCUGCUGGAAGGAGUUCUUUGGGAGCCCGGCUCUCUGGGGCGCUGCACGUCUAUAGCCUCAGCUAAGAAGGUCAUUCUACUUCCUCCCCUGGCCCUGGGUCCCCUGCUAAGUUGUCGCCAGGGUGAGCAUUCUGGUGGAGAAGAUGGCGCAUCCAGGGGAGCCGUGGUGGGGCUCCUGAAGUAGACUCGCAAUUUCCUAGAAAUAAACUGACUCCAUCAGGAGUUUGAAAUAGCA
This is a messenger RNA of Cavia porcellus (domestic guinea pig), 3131 nucleotides long. RefSeq names its product glycosylphosphatidylinositol specific phospholipase D1 (gene Gpld1). Gene Ontology annotation, cellular component: extracellular matrix; extracellular region. The transcript has 27 exons. Gene Ontology annotation, molecular function: GPI anchor phospholipase D activity. The record is from RefSeq and is a predicted model, not a curated record. NCBI's taxonomy places the organism in Eukaryota, Metazoa, Chordata, Mammalia, Rodentia, Caviidae. Bases 446 to 2962 code for a protein of 838 amino acids.